ACUCACUCAAAGAAGCGUCAUCUAGAGUCAGGCUGCGAACCUAGUUACUCCCUUUGACGCUAACUUCCAGUUACCCAAAACCACCUACGCUCGGCGGACAUCUUUACUUCGGGAAGGCCUCUCUGUGACUUUCUGCUUUUCGCUGCCGACGCCAGGCCUCGGUACUCUCCCUGUGGUCUCCCUUCCGUCACUUCCGGCGAGCCUCUCGCGGGUUCUGGGUUUUAGAGCGGCGGCUGCGACCGUGUCGAGGGAGCUCAGGGUUUCUAUUGUAAGAUUCACGAAGAGAAGCGGCGUCACCAAGUGCUGUCAGUCAUGUUCUCUUUCAACAUGUUUGACCACCCGAUUCCCCGGGUCUUCCAGAACCGCUUCUCCACGCAGUACCGCUGCUUCUCUGUGUCUAUGCUAGCGGGGCCUAAUGACAGGUCAGAUGUGGAGAAAGGAGGGAAGAUAAUUAUGCCGCCCUCAGCCCUCGAUCAGCUCAGCCGGCUCAACAUUACCUAUCCUAUGCUGUUUAAACUGACCAAUAAGAAUUCAGACCGAAUGACACACUGUGGUGUACUGGAGUUUGUUGCUGAUGAAGGCAUCUGUUACCUCCCCCACUGGAUGAUGCAGAAUUUGCUGUUGGAAGAGGGGGGCCUGGUUCAGGUGGAGAGUGUCAACCUUCAGGUGGCUACCUACUCUAAGUUCCAGCCUCAGAGCCCGGACUUCCUGGAUAUCACCAACCCUAAAGCAGUAUUAGAAAAUGCAUUGAGAAACUUUGCCUGUCUGACCACUGGAGAUGUGAUUGCUAUCAACUACAAUGAGAAGAUCUAUGAACUGCGGGUGAUGGAGACCAAACCUGACAAGGCUGUGUCCAUCAUUGAAUGUGACAUGAAUGUGGAUUUUGAUGCUCCCUUGGGCUACAAAGAACCAGAAAGACCAGUACAGCAUGAGGAGUCAAUAGAAGGAGAAGCUGACCACAGUGGCUAUGCUGGAGAAGUGGGCUUCCGUGCCUUCUCUGGUUCUGGGAAUAGACUGGAUGGAAAGAAGAAAGGGGUUGAGCCCAGUCCCUCCCCCAUCAAGCCUGGAGACAUUAAAAGGGGGAUUCCUAAUUAUGAAUUUAAGCUUGGUAAGAUCACUUUCAUCAGAAAUUCACGUCCAUUGGUCAAAAAGGUUGAAGAGGAUGAAGCUGGGGGCAGAUUUGUUGCUUUCUCUGGAGAAGGACAGUCGCUGCGGAAGAAGGGGAGAAAGCCUUAAGUCCAAAACUGUCGGCUGGCUGGAAAAUAAAGAUCGUUUGCAACACACUGGCUUAUAGUUACUGCCUCUGACAAGUUCAGAGAAUGCUUAUUUAUGGUUUGUUUAUAGAGUUACCUGCAAAACAGCAGAACAGGAGGUUGUGUGCUUAACUUGGGAAAGAGAAAUCGCUCUCAGGUCCCAUAGGUGGCCACCUCCUCUACUUCACGCAUUCUGCUCCAGGGCUCCCCCAGGCCUUGCAGACCAGUUCCUCUUCCUGCCUUGAUCUUCCUUCCUAGGUCAGCAUAGGGCAGUGUCUUCAGCAGAUUACAGCUACUCAGGCCAGGAGCUGAGUACCUGACAAAGAUGGUCUCUGCCUUUAUUUAUAGUCUUCAGAAGGGAUCUCAUCCAGACAAGUUCAUCCUCAUUUUGAUCUGCUGGCUGUCAGUGAAUUCCAUGGGGAAGCCAAAUGUGGAAGUUAGAAUGAAUAAAUGCUGAAGUUAUGCCCCCUAUUGCAAUUUUAUUUAUUACCCAAAGUUCUGAUAGUUUGUCUGUUUUUGAAUUAAAACCUCAUGAAUAUUAAGCAUGCCACAUACUCUGCCCAUUUUCUUACUGUUUUAUUGUCCUCACAUCUGCACUUUGUAUGAUGUAAGAUCUUUUGACAUGCUGAUCCAAUUAUUUAAAAUUUGUUCCUUGAGAAUAAUUCUUAUUCAAGAAUUAAAUAAACUGAUUAAAACU
Messenger RNA from Peromyscus eremicus (cactus mouse), 1950 nucleotides. RefSeq names its product ubiquitin recognition factor in ER associated degradation 1 (gene Ufd1). Gene Ontology annotation, cellular component: VCP-NPL4-UFD1 AAA ATPase complex. NCBI's taxonomy places the organism in Eukaryota, Metazoa, Chordata, Mammalia, Rodentia, Cricetidae. The record is from RefSeq and is a predicted model, not a curated record. The transcript is spliced from 13 exons. Bases 313 to 1236 code for a protein of 307 amino acids. Gene Ontology annotation, molecular function: polyubiquitin modification-dependent protein binding.